AUGGCGAUGAAACAUUAUUAUAAGCUUGAUUUUAGCAUCUUUGAGCUUCAAAAGAUUAAAGAGAAUUUGGAAGUCAUCAAACCCGUGCUUUUGGAUGCAGAGCAGCAGCUGUCGCAAAAUCCUUGGGUAGAGAUUUGGCUGGAGAAUCUCAAACAAGUCCUAUACGAUGCAGAAGAUGUAGUGGAUGAUUUUGAAUAUGAAGCCUUGAGAAGGAAAGUGACUCGGAAGGUACGCCGAUUCUUUUCUAGCCCUAAUCCACUCGCAUUCCACUUUAAAACGGGACACAAAGUAAAGAAAAUUAGGGAGAGGAUAGAUAAAAUCGCAGCUCUUAAGUCUAAGUUUGGUCUGACUGAGCGGAUUUUUCAUAGACAUGUGAUUCAUAAGAAGAGGGAGAUGACCCACUCCUUCAUAGAUGCUUCUAAUGUCAUUGGGAGGGAAGAAGCUAAAUUUACCAUCAUUGAAAUGUUGUUGCAAUUUGUUGAUGGUGAAAAUGUUAUUUCCAUUAUUCCAAUUGUUGGAGUUGGAGAUGUCCUUGAAUUAGAUAAGGUGAUUAUUGAAAUUCUCAAAUAUGCAUGUCUUGGUCAGAAAUAUGUAGAUAUGGAUAUAGACCAACCACAGAGAACUUUGCGAGAGACUUUAAAUGGAAGGAAAUAUUUGAUGAUCCUAGAUAAUGAUUAUGAGUUAAUAGACAUUGAUUUGGUAUAUUUAUGGAUGGCAAAUGGACUUGUUCAAUCUUCCAAUGAGAAUCAAGAGUUUGAAGAUGUUGGCUUGCGCUAUUUUGAAGUGUUGUGUUCUAGGUGUUUCUUCCUGGAUUUUUCUGAAUAUGGUGGUAACGUUAGAUGCAAAAUGCAUGAACUAAUACAUGAUCUAGCAUUAUCCAUCACACAGAAUGAAUACUCAAUGUUUAUCGGCAGCACUCAACAAUUUGCCAAGAGUCUUCGACAUGUAUCUUUUCCUUAUCCUGAAUCACUUUCCAAAGUUGUUCCUAAAUCCUUACAAAACUUGGAUUGCAUGCGAACCAUUUGUUGUAUAAAUGAAAGAGGAGAUGGAAUAAGUAGUGAAGUGUUCAGUAGGACAUGUUUCUCAAGAUUUCAGUACUUGAGAGUCUACCAUCAAAAGACUACCUAA
Messenger RNA from Manihot esculenta (cassava), 1128 nucleotides. RefSeq names its product putative disease resistance protein RGA3. Gene Ontology annotation, biological process: defense response to other organism. Lineage: Eukaryota; Viridiplantae; Streptophyta; Magnoliopsida; Malpighiales; Euphorbiaceae. The coding region runs from base 1 to 1128 and encodes 375 amino acids. The record is from RefSeq and is a predicted model, not a curated record. The transcript is spliced from 4 exons.